AUGAAACUCGCAGUCACAGUAUUAGCAUCAAUCCUGGCCAUCUGCUCGGUUACUACAGCCAGCCCAGUCCUUCCCAGUGCAGCUGCAAGUGCCGGAGCUAGCACUUCGACAGUUGUUCCCAGUGCACAAGUUACACUUUCAGUUGAUCUUAGUAAACUUUCAGAAGAGGAUAUGGAUUUGAUCAAAGAAUACGCACAUAUAAAGAAGGCUUGUAACGAUGAAGAGAAAAUACACGACUCGCUACAAUCUGAAAAACUUGAACAAAAAGAAACUCUCGAUGAACUUGCAGAGGAGCAGUGGGAUCCGGAUUUUUUAGAUCUCAAGUGGAGAUUGGGUGAAAUCGAGACACUGCUUCUAGAACGCCUGUUCAAGGGAAAUAUGGAUCAACCAAUCGAAUAUUACAUGCAAUUUUUGGAAACAGAUCCCGACUUUUUGGAACUCGCCGACACACUUUUCAAUUCUCCACCAGUUCAACAGCCAAGAUCCGAGCAAGCCUCUACUAGUGGAACCCAGAGUCCAUAA
This is a messenger RNA of Batrachochytrium dendrobatidis JAM81, 522 nucleotides long. RefSeq lists its product as uncharacterized. The record is from RefSeq and is a predicted model, not a curated record. The transcript has a single exon. Lineage: Eukaryota; Fungi; Chytridiomycota; Chytridiomycetes; Rhizophydiales. Bases 1 to 522 code for a protein of 173 amino acids.